Aethina tumida (small hive beetle) is the source of this 4584-nucleotide messenger RNA. It is a transcript of the gene Atpalpha, whose product is annotated as sodium/potassium-transporting ATPase subunit alpha. Bases 174 to 3305 code for a protein of 1043 amino acids. NCBI's taxonomy places the organism in Eukaryota, Metazoa, Arthropoda, Insecta, Coleoptera, Nitidulidae. Gene Ontology annotation, biological process: intracellular sodium ion homeostasis; intracellular potassium ion homeostasis; sodium ion export across plasma membrane. The transcript is spliced from 11 exons. The record is from RefSeq and is a predicted model, not a curated record. Gene Ontology annotation, cellular component: membrane. Gene Ontology annotation, molecular function: P-type sodium:potassium-exchanging transporter activity; ATP binding; ATP hydrolysis activity.
AACCGUCUCGUUGGCGUUGUUGAGUAUUAAACAAUUUGGGAUCGACAAUUUAAAUUUCAUUAAAAGGUAAUUAGCGGCAGUAAGGUAAAGUAACAGAGGAGCGAACUGGUACCGCCAGCAAGAGGUGAUCUGUGGCGUAGACUUUGAUGGUUCAUUCGGCAGGUUGUUGAAAAAUGUCAUCGAAGAGCAAGUUGAACGAGGAGCACGGACGCUCCGAUUCCUAUCGUGUGGCCACUAUACCUUCCAAUUAUGACGACAACAAGACCGCUGACGGUAGACCCAAGUCGCGUAGGAAAAAUGUUAAGAAAGUAAGAAAGGCAGAAGACUUAGAUGAUUUAAAACAGGAAUUGGACAUCGACUACCAUAAGAUUUCACCUGAAGAAUUGUAUCAGAGAUUUCAAACUCAUCCAGAGAAUGGCCUUAGUCACGCGAAAGCGAAGGAAAAUCUGGAACGGGACGGACCCAACGCACUGACACCGCCAAAAACAACACCGGAAUGGGUUAAGUUUUGUAAAAACCUGUUCGGAGGUUUCGCGCUUCUCCUAUGGAUCGGCGCGAUCCUCUGCUUCAUCGCCUAUUCUAUUCAGGCUAGCACGGUGGAGGAGCCCGCCGACGAUAAUCUAUAUCUUGGCAUCGUAUUAGCUGCCGUUGUUAUCGUUACUGGUAUAUUUUCGUAUUAUCAAGAAAGUAAAAGCUCGAAGAUUAUGGAAUCAUUCAAGAACAUGGUACCCCAGUUCGCGACGGUACUUAGGGAAGGCGAGAAACUGACAUUGAGGGCCGAGGACUUGGUAUUGGGUGACGUUGUCGAGGUCAAGUUUGGCGAUCGAAUUCCGGCAGAUAUCAGGAUUAUCGAAUCCCGAGGCUUCAAGGUUGACAAUUCCUCGUUGACGGGUGAAUCAGAACCGCAAAGUCGAAGCCCCGAAUUUACCCACGAAAACCCAUUGGAAACCAAGAAUCUUGCUUUCUUCUCGACCAACGCUGUCGAAGGCACUGCCAAAGGUGUUGUAAUCAGUUGUGGUGACAAUACUGUGAUGGGACGUAUCGCUGGUCUGGCAUCUGGCUUGGACACCGGUGAAACCCCCAUCGCCAAAGAAAUCCAUCAUUUCAUCCAUCUCAUCACCGGAGUAGCUGUAUUCUUAGGCGUCACAUUCUUCAUCAUUGCGUUUAUCCUCGGCUACCAUUGGCUCGACGCCGUCAUCUUCUUGAUCGGUAUCAUCGUCGCUAACGUACCAGAAGGUCUUUUGGCUACCGUAACUGUAUGUCUAACCUUGACUGCCAAGAGGAUGGCAUCCAAGAACUGCCUUGUCAAGAACCUCGAGGCCGUAGAAACAUUAGGUUCAACCAGCACGAUUUGCUCAGAUAAGACUGGAACAUUGACUCAAAAUAGAAUGACCGUAGCUCACAUGUGGUUCGAUAACCAAAUUAUUGAAGCCGACACAACUGAAGAUCAAUCUGGUGUCCAAUACGAUCGCACAAGUCCCGGAUUCAAGGCGCUCUCCCGCAUCGCCACUCUGUGCAACAGAGCCGAAUUCAAACCUGGCCAGGAUAGUACUCCAAUUCUAAAACGUGAAGUCAACGGUGACGCUUCGGAAGCCGCCCUAUUGAAAUGCAUGGAACUGGCUCUUGGCGAUGUUAUGUCCAUCAGACGCAAGAACAAGAAGGUGUGCGAGAUUCCAUUCAACUCCACUAACAAAUAUCAAGUGUCCAUCCACGAGAACGAAGACCCCAACGAUCCCAGAUACAUUUUGGUAAUGAAGGGAGCCCCCGAAAGGAUCUUGGAGAAGUGCAGCAGCAUCUUCAUCUGUGGCAAGGAGAAGGUUUUGGACGAAGAAAUGAAGGAAGCAUUCAACAACGCCUAUUUGGAACUCGGCGGACUGGGCGAACGUGUAUUGGGAUUCUGCGAUUUCAUGCUUCCUACUGACAAAUACCCCAUUGGCUUCAAAUUCAACUCCGACGACCCCAACUUCCAGCUCGACGGUCUGCGAUUUGUCGGUUUGAUGUCCAUGAUUGAUCCUCCACGUGCUGCCGUACCCGAUGCUGUCGCCAAAUGCAGAAGUGCUGGUAUCAAGGUUAUCAUGGUAACUGGAGAUCACCCCAUCACCGCCAAGGCCAUCGCUAAAUCUGUCGGCAUUAUCUCUGAGGGUAACGAGACGGUUGAAGACAUCGCCCAACGCCUGAACAUCCCCGUUUCUGAAGUCAAUCCCAGAGAAGCUAAGGCAGCAGUCGUCCAUGGAUCUGACCUCAGGGACCUUUCAUCCGAUCAACUUGACGAAAUUUUAAGGUACCACACGGAAAUCGUAUUCGCCAGGACAUCACCACAGCAGAAGCUAAUCAUUGUGGAAGGUUGCCAGAGAAUGGGUGCCAUUGUAGCCGUAACAGGCGAUGGUGUAAACGACUCUCCUGCUUUGAAGAAGGCCGACAUUGGUGUAGCUAUGGGUAUAGCCGGUUCCGACGUGUCCAAACAGGCUGCUGACAUGAUCCUCCUCGACGAUAACUUCGCCUCGAUCGUAACUGGUGUAGAAGAGGGACGUCUCAUCUUCGACAACCUCAAGAAAUCUAUCGCCUACACUUUGACCUCCAACAUUCCUGAAAUUUCUCCCUUCCUUGCUUUUAUCCUUUGCGACAUUCCUUUGCCACUUGGCACCGUCACUAUUCUGUGCAUCGACUUGGGAACUGACAUGGUGCCUGCUAUUUCUCUGGCUUAUGAGGCUCCGGAGUCGGACAUAAUGAAACGUCAGCCUCGCGACCCGUAUACCGACAACCUGGUUAAUCGCAGGUUGAUUUCGAUGGCUUAUGGCCAGAUAGGUAUGAUCCAAGCCGCAGCUGGAUUCUUCGUCUACUUCGUGAUCAUGGCUGAGAAUGGAUUCCUACCGACGAAGCUCUUCGGCAUCAGGAAGCAGUGGGAUUCGAAGGCUGUCAACGAUCUCACCGAUUCAUACGGUCAAGAAUGGACCUACAAGGACAGGAAGACCCUGGAGUACACCUGCCACACCGCUUUCUUCGUCUCGAUCGUCGUCGUACAGUGGGCCGAUUUGAUCAUUUGCAAGACCCGUCGUAAUUCCAUCAUCCACCAGGGAAUGAGAAACUGGGCCCUCAACUUCGGUCUCGUCUUCGAAACCGCUCUCGCCGCUUUCCUCUCGUACACCCCCGGAAUGGACAAGGGCUUGCGCAUGUUCCCACUCAAAUUUGUCUGGUGGUUGCCCGCCAUUCCAUUCAUGUUGUCGAUCUUCAUCUACGACGAGGUGAGACGGUUCUACUUGCGUCGCAACCCCGGCGGCUGGCUGGAGCAGGAAACAUAUUAUUAAUGUCGUCACGACUUCAGUGUACUGCCACUUCGUGAUCAUUGCGCAGGCGUGUCCGGCCCACGGUCACUUAGUUAUUAUUAUAUCUCGAUAGGAAGGACAUCGUGCGAGAUCCAAAUCCGUGACCGAUAUCAUUCCCUAUCGAUAAUUGUACAAAUCCUGUUGCUAUUUCUAGUAAAUUCGCUGCUUAUGCAGUUUAAAAAUAAUAUUAUUAUUAUAAAUAGCGGGCGAGAGUGAUCAAGUUUUUUAUUUAAGAUUAAAAGUUAAGCUAAAUAACACAAAUACACUACUCUACUCGUAUAGACAGGGUCAUUCCCGCGCGCUUUAGCUAUUUAUUAAAUUAAAUUUAAAAAAUGGAAAAAUAAUGAAAACAUUGGAUUAAUUUUUAUGGACUCAGUUGAUCCCGUGGCAGUUUGAAAAUUAUCGUGGAAAAUACCAUUAAAUCAUUAAAAUUAUAAAUAAAAUAAAGUAAAUUUCUAAUAAUACAAUAUAGAGAGUUGUAUGAUUUUGAUCAGUCAGAAUCAGGUUAGAUGCAAUAGUGGUUUCAUACAUUCCAGUUGAAAACUACAGUUGCCUUAGUGCUGUCAGUCACAAAGAACAACAUCAACCAAGAUAUAAAAUCAACAACAAAAAAAAAAAAAUUAACAGUCUGUUCAGUCCGAUGUUGAGAGUUAAGCGCGGGCCCGCGUCCGAUUAGUUUGCUGUUUGGGACGCGCGCCCGUGUUUCCACACUUAGUAGCGUCGAUGUGAAUGACCGAGGUAGUAUUAUUUAGGCUUUCAACACUUAGGUUAGCUAGAUUGUAACUGUGUUGUUAUAUCGUGUUAAGUGUCAUACCAGUCGUGCUCAAUACACAACAUGACUACUACUAUCACGAUUGUAAACGUUUGACAUUCAUUCAUUUGUUUGUAUAUAGUUUACCGUCACUGUAAACACGAGUGUGCUGUACGUAUUACAACUAUCCCACACAGCAGAGUACUGUCAGUACUGUGUUCCAGUACUACUGUGCAUUUGUUACGACAUUAUCUCUGUCAUUGGUUAAGUCAUUUUUCGAGCCAGCUACACUCCGAAGGUCUGCUUUAGUAGAGCCCUAUUUUCUUAUACUCAAAUCGCGAGCGCUCUGGUCCGAGACCAGGUCAUCACGGUAUUGUUAUCUUAUUGUAAAUAUUUUUAAGUGAAUCACUUAAUUAUUUUUUGCUUGUGUUCUUUUCACAUUCAUGUUUUAGUAUGUAACGAUGCUGUAAAAAUUUGGGUUUUAAUAAAAAUGAAUGAUAGUAUUACGAA